AACAAAAAAAAACUGCUGUCGUUCACAUGUUGGUCACCGCGUCUGCUGUUGCUAAGUAACCACCGGCUUGUGGUCUUUGCGCGAGGAAGUUUUGCAUUUGCACAAGAAGCGACAGCCAGGUGUUGUGAGCUCAAAAUCCCCGAACGACCCUGGGUUCUGAAUCGUGCUCCCGCGCAGGGGCUGUCACUCCAUGGCCACCCGGAUAGAACGGCUCGCGAGGCCCAAACCGAUCCACUUGAAAUUGCCCGACCGUCGCUCGGUGUACUGGCUGGACGUACUGCCCGAGAGGAGAAGAGAUGGUCCAACCGUCUUUGAGCUGUCGCCCCGAUGGCUGGCGCUGUCCGAUGACAGACCCUGUCGCGCGGGGUACCAGGACAACAGGAGACCCCCAGCAUGGGAGGUGAGCAGUGCUGCAAUGAGAGCUGCGGCCUCAGAGAGAGUUUGCUCCCUGGCCAAGCCCCGCCCACCCACCUCAGCCUGGCAGCCCGGUCGCCCCCUGCUGUCCAAAGCGUUGAUUGAAUGGAUUGACGCCACCGUGGCGAAGCAGACUCACCCUCAGUACCAGUUGGGCCGGCGGGUGUCGUGGCCGGUGCCGGUCCCGGCGCGGGGGGGCGGUGCCAGCGAGCGGGUGAGGCAGCUGGCCCGGCCCAAACAGCACCGGGCCCUGGACCAGGGCUACGACCCCUACACCGUCAGCCUGGCGGCCAGCCGGGCCAGCGCCUCGCCCCGCGUCCUGCAGCUCAGCGUGCCCCUGCCGCGGAAGUGCCGGCAGAAGUAG
This is a messenger RNA of Conger conger (European conger), 778 nucleotides long. RefSeq names its product sperm microtubule associated protein 2 (gene spmap2). Lineage: Eukaryota; Metazoa; Chordata; Actinopteri; Anguilliformes; Congridae. Gene Ontology annotation, biological process: spermatogenesis. The record is from RefSeq and is a predicted model, not a curated record.